UGGCUGAGGAAUAAAACUAACGUGAGCGCCUUGCGUGUUUCGAGGACAAAGAGCCCGGCGACCCGGGUUCCAGGAGGUGUUAACAUUUCAUGCCUCCCGUGCCAGGUCAUGGAGGACUUCAACAAUGUCGCUGUGCUCAUCGCCGCCGCCGCCGCCUCCUCUUCUUCGUCUCCGCCUUUGUCUGAACCCCACGAGCAGCAGCACAUCCUGGACACCCCCAGUCGCAAACCAGACGCCGACUCUCUCAUCCAGGUCAUCGAGAAGCUGAGUAAAAUUGUGGAGAAGCGACCCCAGCGUCACUGCACCCUGACGGGACACAAGAGGGUCCAGCCAAGAGCAGGAGGAGGUUCUCCCUACCAGAAGCUGAGUGUGGAGCAUGUGGAAGGCGACCUAAACAACAACGGUGGCGAACGCAAGCGCGCGGUGACGUGCUACCAAUGCAGCUUGUGCCCGUACCUGUCGCCCAAGCUGGCACUGCUCAAGGAGCACCUGAAGCAGCACAACGAGCACAACCAGGACUUGAUCCUCAUGUGCUCAGAGUGUCGCUUCAGCUCCCGAGACCAAGCGCGACUGGAGGAGCAUGUCAGGAUGCACCUGGACAACAGUGCAGAUGCCAAGGGGGGCGAGGACGGACCCAGCAGGGACGCCGACCCGGUGGGCUCAGAGUGCGAGGGCGACAUUGAGCAGAAGAAGAAAAAGAAGUGGUAUGUUUACGAGGAGUACGGCCUGUACCGCUGCCUGAUCUGCAGCUACGUGUGCAGCCAACAGCGUAUGCUCAAGACGCAUGCCUGGAAGCACGCCGGCCUCCUCGACUGCUCCUACCCCGUUUUCGAAGAGGAGGAGGAGAAAGCAACCUCAGUAGUUGUGGCAGAGCCCGCCAGCCGAGAGGCAGAGUCCCAGACCAUCUCCGCCGCCUUCAAGCUGUGCGCGCCGCUUCCAGACCACGAAUCAAGUCCGCCCCGCGUCGGCAAAGAGGAACAGAGCGAGUUCGACGUCAAGGAGCUGAGCCCCGGGGAGUCUGCGAUGGAGGUGCACGUCACUGCGGAGGUUGACGUGGAGGCGCCGUCUGUGGCCGACAGCCUGCUGACGUCGGCGCAGAAGAUCAUCAACAGCGACCCCAACAGCGCGGGUCACAUCAACGUGAUCGUCGAGCGUCUGCCCUCUGCCGAAGAUGGCGUCAUGGCCCCCGCACCAAUGCUGCUCGACCCUGGAGUGGACGCCGGCCAGAGCUUAUUGGACGUCAAAGAGGAGGAGCAAGGGCAAAGCGGCGACUCUCCUCGAGACGAGAACGUACCGCCGGCAGGACGCAAGAGGACUCACUCGGAGUCUCUCCGCCUUCACUCAUUGGCUGCCGAGGUCCUGGUGGCCAUGCCCAUGAGGACCCCUGAGCUCAAACUGGAGGCGGCGUCCAUGGUGGAGCAUCACGGAAACGUGGACGAGGGCCCGGGAUUCCUGCUCAAGUAUGGAAAGAACCCCGAGGGCCCUGCCGCCGCCAACGCCGGCAUCAGCUCAUCCCUGCUAACCGUCAUUGAGCGUCUCCGCGAGCGUUCGGACCAGAAUGCCUCGGACGAGGACAUCCUCAAGGAGCUGCAGGACAACGCCAACGCCAUCCCGGAGGACCCGGGGGCGCCGUCCGACGGGGGUCUGGUGGACUUCGUGGCCGGCAGCGAGCGGCCGUACCGCUGCCGGCUGUGUCGCUACAGCAGCGGCAACAAGGGCUACAUCAAGCAGCACCUACGGGUGCACCGUCAGAGGCAGCCGUACCAGUGUCCCAUCUGCGAGCACAUCGCCACAGACAGCAAGGACCUGGAGACGCAUAUGAUCCACCAUUGCAAGACCAGGAUGUACCAGUGCAAGAUGUGCGCACACGCCUUCCACUACAAGAGUCAAUUAAGAAGUCACGAGCGGGAGCAUCACAGCCUCGGUGACGUGGACGCGCCAGCGCUCGCGGCUGUCGACGAAACGGCGUCCGCGGCGGAGGAAGCCGAUCGCGACACGGACGAAGGUGGUGUCCUUCCGAAGACAUUCAAGUGCGAUGUGUGCGACUACACCAGUGCGACCUACGUGGGCGUCAGGAACCACAGACGCAUUCACAACUCAGACAAACCUUACCGGUGCUGCAACUGUGACUUUGCCACCACCAACAUGAACAGCUUAAAGAGUCACAUGAGGAAACACCCUCAGGAGCACCAGGCUGUGCAGCUCCUCGAGCAGUACAGGUGCUCGCUGUGCGGCUACGUGUGCAGCCACCCGCCGUCCCUCAAGUCGCACAUGUGGAAGCACGCCGGAGACCAGAACUACAACUACGAGCAGGUCAACAAGGCCAUCAACGAGGCCAUCUCGCAGAGCAGCCGAGCUCCUGUGAAGGCGUCUACGGGGCCGGAGUCUCUGACGGCAUCCUCGCAGGACACUGACAAGGUCCCGGCAGAACAACCUCUGGAACCCCUGAUUGCGCUCCCCAAAUCCAGCCCAGACCCCUCGUCCCCCCAAAGAAGUUCACCGUCACCUGUCCAGGUACAAGUCCCGCCCCAGCCGCCCGGUGGCGGCGUGGAGUACUGCGUGCUGCUCUUCUGCUGCUGCAUCUGUGGCCUGGAGUCACCGAGCAAGGAACGACUGAUGGAGCACAUGAAGGAGCACGAGGGAGACCUCAUCAGCAUCAUACUCAACAACAAGGAUACGCACGCAUACACGCAGGCAGCGCAGUAAGGCCUCGCCCCCCACCCUCUUGUAACCCCCAAGAAUGACUAGAAUAUUUCACACGCUCAUUUACCUCAGUGGUCACGCUUAUCUUGUCAACCAGCUCCUCAAGUCCUGUUGGCUACAUUUUAUAGCAAGCGCGCACAGUGGAACAUAGACCUCCGCCAAUAACAAUUUAGUUCACGUUCCAAUUGGAGUUGCAUGACCAAAUUUAUAUUCGUCGUGUUUUGUGAAAGUGAAAAGUGAAAGUAAAAAGUGAACAAACCUGAGGAUUCUUAAAAGCAGCGUCCAGUAGUUGACAUUGUUGCUCGUUCUUCUUUUUGUUCCACAAACGUCCGCCUUGUUCCCCCCCCCACCCCAUACUUUUUUCCAACUAUAAUCAGAACUUUUCACUCAUUUCUGCUUCGAGAUGCGUUGCUAAUAAAUUGUUUCUUUGUUAGCGGUUAGCGAGCUAAGCUAGGCCGAAGCUUCAACAUGCGCCAAAGUUCUGCCGGACACGAAGAUUGAACCAAAAUUGUAUUUUGAUAAUGUUUCCCAUUUCAAAUGCAGUUAAGCUUGAGCUGAGCUUAUUCUUGGAACAACCCAUGCUACAAACACAAUUGAGUGAAUAAUUCAUUUGAAUAAUAAUCCAUUUGAAAAUGAAUAAGGUGUAUUGCAUUUUUCCCUCAUCAGACUUCAUUCUCAUGGGGAAAAAAAAAAUAAUAUUCAUUUAAGAUGCUAUUUUUGUCAAACUAUAUUGCUAUAAGAUUUAUUUUCUAGAAAAGUUUUUUUUUUUCUAUAAAAAAUAGUGAGCCCCCACACAAAAGACGAGCACCCCUGCCCCAUCUAAAUCCUCCCUGUACUCUGCUUUCAUACUUUUUGCACACAAUACAUUUUUUUAUUUUUAUUUUUUUUUUUAUUUUUUAUUUUUUUUUUACAUUCAGACCGCUCUCUGCUUAGCAAGGUGUUAAACGAGACUUUGUUAGCGGCUAGCAAGCUAAGCUGUUCGAGCUCGAAGUUUAAAUGCAUAGACACAAUUAUUAUUUCUUUUUUUCCCGGACAUGGGCACUUAACUGUUUUAGUACAGUAGUGAUUGACUUACUGUGUCAAUAUUUCAGUGAUAUAUACACACUUUUUUUUUCCUCUCGUUUAAAUUAAAUAAAUCUGCGCUUACUAUUGGAACAAUUCUCUUGCUAUGACGAGAGUAAACUAGGGCUGUGCCGAAUAAUUCAGUACUUGAUCAUUAACAAGAUGUAAUAGUCUUGUGUGAUUAUUUUUCCAAAGAAAUCUAGUGGGGGGAAAAAAAAAAUAUGCCUCAAAAUUACAAUUCUUGAAAAAAUUGCUUGAGAAGUUGGCAAAUAUUCCAGCAAGAUUCCUUUCCUAGAAAAAAAUAUUCUAAAAUGUGACUUUUUCAAAGUGACACGCCACCACACCAACCCCCUCCAGAAAAAAAAAAUCUAUUCUCUUAAAGUGAUGCUCAAGGAAAAAAUGUUUUAUGCAUUUCAAAAAAAAAAGACUGUUCUAGAAAAUACAUUUUCAAAAAUAGUGAUGAAAGACCACCACCCGCACGCCCCUAAUGACUCCUAUGAAUACAAAUAGACUAAAGUUAACUAGGCAUGGGCAGAAUAAUCCAUCAAUUUCUCAUUGAGAUGAUGGUAAUGUGUUGUUAGGCCCCCCCCCACACAAAAAUUCGGAAGAGAAAGUUCUUAUACUCUUUCACACUUCUCACACACAUUUUCACAGUCAUAAGAUGAAGCUCACACUCUGCUUAGCGAUGUGUUAACGCGUUUAAAAAAAAAAAAAAAAAAAUUCUUUAAAUCAGGCCAUGAAGAUUUGAUGUGGACAUAUUGUCAAGGCAUACCUAUGUUCUGUACUAAUUCAGGAAGACUUCAGUGAAGUGAAAAUUGCGUUCUACUUUUUGUCUUAAAAUGUAGUUAAAGGAUUCCUUUAAGAUGAGUUUAUUGGAAUGACCCGAAUGGAAAGUUAACCAUGGAUGGGUGGAAUAAUCAAAUAGUCACUGGACAAGUGAAAAAACCUGCGGGUUCUUUGGGGGGGGAAGCAGCUUGUAGUUCAGUCGCUCCUCUUGUUAAAUUUAGCUGCACUUAUUGGAACUACAGAUACAGUAAACAAGGGGCGUGUGAAAUAAUCCAUAACUACAUCAUCAAGAUGUAAUAAGUCUUGUUCAAUAAUUUUUCUGAAGGAAAAAAAAAAUCACACUAUUGUUAAAGGCAUGCUUCAAAAUAGCCGUUCUUAAAAAAAAAAAAAAUAAUAAUAAAAUGGGCAGAGUAACUCAACUGAUCAUACUUCUUGUGCGAUUAUGGCAUUUUGACAAUUCCUUCAACUGUUGGGGGAAAAAAGACAAUUGUUUAAAAAAUGUAUUUUUUUUAUUUUUUUUUUUAUAUAAAAGUUAUAAGGUUAAAACGACAAUGUUUGUCACUCUUGUUUGCUUAGCAAUGUGUUGCUAAUAAACGCUUCUCCUUGUUAGCGGCUAGCAAGCUACGCUAAAUCUGUGUAGGUCGAGAAGCUUCAAUGUGCACAAAAGCGCUUCUAUCCGGACAUGAUUUAUUGUUUUAGUCUCAUAAAGUAGUACUGGAUGUCCUGAAUUUAGUGACACAAGAAUUGUACACAUCUAAGAUUCUGCUGGGGGUUAAGAGGACAAUUACUAUUUUCGUGGGGAAAUUCUGAAAAAAGGCUAGCCUUGUUAGACUAUUCAAACUUUAAAAAAAAAAAAAAAAAGAAGCUAAUUCUUGAAGAAAUAGAAAAACUUGAUUCCGAAUGAUCUUAAAAAAUAGAGCCUUUUUUUUUUAGGAAAAAUGCUAUUUUUGAGGGGAAAUUUUGAAAAAUGUAUUGCUAAUUUUGUAACAUUGACUUGAUGUACAGUCAAUUUAAAAAAAAAAAAAAAAAAAAAACACCACUUUGUGCAAAGAAAAAUGCUCAGAAAUUUGACUGAAGAUGCAACUUUUACUGUAUUUAGCCCUUUUUUCCCGAAUAAAAAAUAUGAAAAAAAUGGGCAAUGAAGUGGGUAAAAAUCAGUGUUAGCUCACAUUUUCAAAGCAAAACUUUUUUCUUUUUUUUUUUUUUAAUUCCCCCACCACCUUCGGGGGAGCAUUCCCCCCCUCCCCUCUAAAAAGCUUAUUAGACUUGUAUAGGGAAAAAUACCAUUGCUUUUUAAAGUGUAGGUUUUUUAUUUUUCAACGAAACUACACCUUAACUUUUUUUCCUCUGAAAAAGAUUACUUGAUUCUUGACAAUAUUUCUUAAAUCUGAUUGUCUAAAUUUCUAAGUUCUAUUUCUAUUACAUCUUAUUUUUAUUGUAAAAAAAGAAAAUUCUGGAAAAAUUCGACUUCGUGAGUGAAUGUGCAAUUUGCCUCCAAAAUACAUUUUCUAUGGAUUCUAGAAUAAUUUUAUUCUCUAAAAAAAAAAAAAAAAAUACAUAUUCUAAAAAUAUGCCUCUUAUACCCUUCCCAAAAAUGUACUUUUUUAUUCUUGUAAGAUGUUAUCUUUUACAGGAGAAAAAAAAUUUGUUAGCGCCCAGAAAAUAUCAGUGACGACUGCGUAAAUAAAGCAAAAUAAAAUCAAAUAAAGCAAAUCAUUCGUCGUCAUCAGUUGGAUCGAGGUGAAAUGCUGCGCAGGUGCUUGGUUCACUCACCUAGUUUGCUGUUCAAAGAAGUCGUGACAACAUUCAGAUUCUACCAUAAGAUUAAAAAAAAAAUAAAAAAAACAUUCGACCCCCCCCCCCCCCAAGCAAUGUAGUAAAAUGUCCAUCCCUGAAGCGCUGAAACUUUAAUCAUCUGUAGGCACAGAUUUGUAGUUUUUGCUUCUUCACCCCCCAUCCAAAUGUAACUUCUUGGCGGAGGUAACCCAGACAAAUUCUGUUUGCAGUGGUGUUGUGAUGGAGCGCUGGUCCAAGUUCAUACCUCGUUUAAACAAAAACCAUGCUAGUGCAAGGCAGCUUUUUUUUAUUAUUAUUAUUAUUUUUUUUUCAAUAGCUACUGUCAUAUUUAAUGUUUAUUUAAUAAUGUGUGAACUCAUUCACAGCUUGAGUUUAGGUGUUUGUAUGCAUGUUUCUUUCACGACACUUUGAAAAGGAAAAAGUGGAUUGUAAUUGAGUGAAGUUGUUCGCGUUACAAGGAAAAAAUAUUUUUGAGGGGGAGAAGGGAUGUUAACAGAGGGAAUCUGCUUUUUUAAUUUUCCCUAAAUUGUGUCUAAAAACCGGAAAAUGUAUAGUGUCAACUUCAUUUUUUAUAUAUGCAUAUAUAUUGCCCCAACAUGUACGGUCUAUUUUUAUAUGUAAUCUUUUUGUUGACUCUUUUUAAAAAUACUUUCUAGCAUAAAAAAGAGGGGGGAAAACACUGACUGCUGUGCCCGCUAACAUGAAAUCAGGUGACAAUAAAACGUGUCGUCACAUUUAAUUAAAAGGCGAGCAAAA
Molecule: messenger RNA, 7104 nt
Organism: Phycodurus eques (leafy seadragon)
Lineage: Eukaryota; Metazoa; Chordata; Actinopteri; Syngnathiformes; Syngnathidae
Gene: znf507
Product: zinc finger protein 507
Exons: 10
Coding region: 109-2706 (865 amino acids)
Biological process (GO): regulation of DNA-templated transcription
Molecular function (GO): RNA polymerase II cis-regulatory region sequence-specific DNA binding; DNA-binding transcription factor activity, RNA polymerase II-specific
Source: RefSeq, a predicted model, not a curated record